Eleginops maclovinus (Patagonian blennie) is the source of this 1598-nucleotide messenger RNA. Its product is annotated as general transcription factor II-I repeat domain-containing protein 2A-like. The transcript has a single exon. The record is from RefSeq and is a predicted model, not a curated record. Lineage: Eukaryota; Metazoa; Chordata; Actinopteri; Perciformes; Eleginopidae. Bases 43 to 1314 code for a protein of 423 amino acids.
UUAAACAAAAAGGCGGAGUCUUUUAAGUUAUAUUCACUAGCGAUGGAUGAAAGUAACGACAUAAAAGACACUGCUCAGCUCCUAAUUUUUAUCCGAGGGAUUAACGACAGUUUUGAGAUAACGGAGGAGCUUUUGAGCAUGGAAUCACUGAAAGGGAAAACGCGAGGAGAGGACUUAUAUGAACAGGUGUCUGCUGUCAUCGAGAGAAUGAAGCUACCUUGGAGUAAACUUGCCAAUGUCACCACGGAUGGAUCGCCAAAUUUAACUGGAAAAAACGUCGGGCUGCUGAAAAGAAUCCAGGAUAAAGUGAAAGAAGAAAACCCUGACCAGGAUGUUAUUUUUCUUCACUGCAUCAUUCAUCAGGAGUCUUUGUGUAAAUCUGUAUUGCAGUUUAAUCACGUCGUGGGUCCAGUAGUAAAACUUGUUAACUUGAUACGAGCAAGGGGACUUAAUCAUCGCCAGUUCAUUACGUUCCUGGAAGAAUCUGAUGCGGAUCACCAGGACCUACUUUACCACUCUCGCGUCCGCUGGUUAAGUUUGGGGAAAGUGCUUCAACGAGUCUGGGAGCUCAAAGAGGAGAUUCGCUCAUUUUUGGAGUUAAUGGGGAAAUUCGACGAAUUCCCCGAGCUGAGCGACACAAACUGGCUUUGUGACUUUGCGUUUGCUGUGGACAUAUUUUCACACAUGAAUGAACUGAACGUGAAGCUACAGGGGAAAGAUCAGUUUGUGCACGACAUGCACACAAAUGUGAGAGCCUUCAAAUCCAAGCUGGUUUUAUUCUCCAGGCAAAUGUCAAACAAAUCUUUCACACAUUUUCCCACACUCGCCGUGCAGAAAGAGGCAGCCCGAAAUGCGAAGAAAUACUGCAAAUCACUGGACGACCUGCACAGAGAAUUUUGCCGUCGGUUCUGUGAUUUUGAAAAAAUUGACAAGUCACUUCAACUGGUGUCCUGUCCCCUGUCUCAAGACCCCGAAGCAGCACCGCAGGAGCUGCAAUUGGAACUGAUCGAUCUUCAGUCUGACUCCGUCUUAAAGGAGAAGUUCAAGUCUCUUAAACUGAAUGACUUUUACGCUUCACUUAACGAGACCACGUUUCCAGGCCUCCGGAGUACUGCACAGAAGAUGCUGGUGUUGUUUGGCUCGACCUACGUGUGUGAGCAGACGUUUAGCGUCAUGAACAUCAACAAAGCCCAUCACAGAUCCAAGUUAACUGACCAACACCUCAGAUCUGUCCUGAGGAUUGCCACAACAAAACUAACUCCAGACUUUGAUGCACUGGCAAAAAAGGGAGACCAACAACACUGUUCCCACUGAAAUUGGUGAGUUUUUCUGCUGUGUUAUAAAAAAAUGCAUAUGGAAAGUUUGGAUGUGCGUCUUUUAAUUAAGAGCAAUGCGCAUUUACGCACAGCAGCGGUACAGUAGCUGAAUUAACACGCCACACAUCGCUCUUAAUUUUAAUUUUCAGCUGCAGGUAGGAUAUUUAAUACAGCCUGUGUCCGUGUGCUUGUGAACGAUAUACGUGUACUAUUUGCGUAUGAAGGUGAGGGCAUCCGUGGCGAGUUUGUAGAGCGCGCAGUCAAGACAAUCCAUCCAGGAUU